Messenger RNA from Lytechinus pictus (painted urchin), 1046 nucleotides. Its product is annotated as D-aspartate oxidase-like. Gene Ontology annotation, molecular function: FAD binding; D-amino-acid oxidase activity. The record is from RefSeq and is a predicted model, not a curated record. Lineage: Eukaryota; Metazoa; Echinodermata; Echinoidea; Temnopleuroida; Toxopneustidae. Gene Ontology annotation, cellular component: cytoplasm. The coding region runs from base 282 to 1046 and encodes 254 amino acids. Gene Ontology annotation, biological process: D-amino acid catabolic process. The transcript is spliced from 7 exons.
UUUUAAUUGCUUCAUCUUUUGCAUAAUUUUGGAUUCUAGCAUUAACAAGAAUUUGAUCAUAGUAUAAUGAAAAAUGGAUAUAACGACUUGUUUUCACUCUGGUAUAAAUCAUAUGCGUGUUUCAACCAUCAGUUAUGUCAUGUACAUGUAAAGGUCAGUAUACUAUCGUAAGAUGCAAAUAUUUGAACAGUAUGAUGAAUAUUUAGAUAGUUAUAAAGUAUUUAGAUUGUUAUAAAGUCUUUGUUGCUUUGAUGCUAGGGAAUUUGUGAAAAUCUACUUGUAUGCCACAUAAUUGUAUUUCUUUUGUUGUUGAAAUAUUAAUGUCUCUCUUUCUAUCACAUAGCACUAUGAAGAAUAAGAGAGUAGGCGUUAUUGGUGCUGGUAUUAUUGGGGUGUCCACGGCAUAUUAUGUACAGUUGUUAUGUCCCAGUGCCGAAGUGUCAAUCAUUGCUGCAGAGUUUUCACCAAACACAACAUCUGAUGGCGCGGCAGGUUUCAUUCAGCCUUAUCUUGCUCCUGGGACACCAAAAGAAGACAUACAGAGAUGGUUUAAAUCAACAUGGACGCACCUAACCAAGCUCAUCAAAUCUGCUGAUGCUGGAAAGGCUGGGGUACAUUUCACAUCAGGCUUCAAUCUAUUUAAAAAAUUUGAGCCUGACCCUGAAUGGAAAGAUGAUGUACUUGGAUUCAGGCAUGCAACUCAAUAUGAACUCAAUGAUUUAUUUCCAUCUUUCAAGCAUGGAUGGUUCUUCACAUCUUUGAUUUGUGAGAGUCAGAGAUAUAUCCCAUUCCUAACUGAAAAAUUUCUAAAGAAUGGUGGAAAACUGAUUCAGAGGAGGGUUAAUAGUUUUGCAGAGCUGGGUGAUCAAUAUGAUGUAAUUGUCAACUGUAGUGGUAUUGGAGCCAGAUUUCUUGCUAAUGAUGAUUCAGUAGAGCCAGUCAGAGGACAGGUCAUGAGGGUUCAUGCGCCGUGGAUCUUGGGUAAUAAUCGUUACCGUGGAGAUCCAGGUACAGGGACAGAUAAGCACCAUAUCUAUGCUCGGUGA